AUGGCCUACGUCGGAGCUCUCGUUUGGGCAAGCCUUCUGCUCUUCUUCAGAGUGAUUCUCUCGUCUGUCGCAUUUGCUGUGAUUAAAACCAACAAUGUGUACACAAAAGGAGUGCAGUUAAUUUCUCGAAAUCCGUCUCACCUGCACGACGGAUGCCGUCUUCUUCUACGGCGACCUAUUUUUCUACUCUUUUGCGUGUGGGGCUUGGCUCUGGCGGGUCUAGGCCUGUGCAUACAGUCGCCCGAUUGCCCUCCCUGUUGCCCGCAUUCUCUUACGACCUCCACUCUUACAACCCUUCACUUUCAUCGUGUCUACACUUUCUCAGCUUUGGCUGCACUUGCAUGUCCGUUUGAGGAGGAAAGAAGGAGCUUGGGACUAGUAAGUCUUGCCUGGUCUUCUGCCCUGCCGACCGGCCGGCAGUCAGCCUCAAUUACCGGCUGGUUGGGCAGGGAUAGAAGCACGGCUUUUGCUGGAACGGCUGGUACGGCUCUUCUCAUGAGGCUGGCCAGGCGUCAAGUCGUGCCGGUAGAGGGAGUGGUCUGA
Messenger RNA from Protopolystoma xenopodis, 543 nucleotides. Lineage: Eukaryota; Metazoa; Platyhelminthes; Monogenea; Polystomatidea; Polystomatidae. The record is from the annotation of a GenBank genome assembly.